AUGAGGGAUAAUAGUAAUUCAUUUCAGCGACCAAUGUUGACGUCCUUGGAGCUGGUCUCCUCAACGCCAACUAGACGGUCCCUUGAGCGAUUUAAUCUGCGAACUGGUGCUAGUCAAUUGCCGCAUCUUCCUCGCCUCUCUUCAAUGGCAACAUUUGACGAACUUGAAAGAGAGGUUGCAUUGAACGGUGACGGUUACUGCGAUGGCGGUGAUAGCAGUGCAGGAGAUGCCGGAUCGUCAUCUGCUGUGGAAUCUUAUGUGGAGUAUAAUUUUGGAAGUAAUCAUACUAUAGCCUCUAAAGAUUCACUACGACAAGAUGGAAAUGGAAGUACGACAGCCCUCAGUACCAGCAAUCAAGUUGGAAACAAUGGUAGCCACGACUCAGAGAGCAAAAAGGACGGCAAUACCAAUACCAAUACUAAUACUAAUGAUAAUGAUAAUGAUAAUUCAGAGAAUACCAUAACUUUGUCAGACACAAAAGUUACUGACCUCAAGAAUCAAGAUGAUGAUGAUUUCUUCAACACCAAGUCAGAUCUGGCAUGGAAAGAGAUGAAGACGAUUUCGGAUCUUGAUUUUUACGAUGACAGGGGCCAACUAAAACAUGAUGCAAAAUCGGGGAAAGAGUUUAUGCAAGGCGAUAAUUAUCAUUUUGGCUACACCAAGAUUGACACCGAGGAGCAAGUCAACAAAUAUGCUGCAUUGGAUAAAAAGACAGAUUUUUUAUUUGCUUCAAAAUCUGAAAAUGUGAAAAAACGUCAAACUGAUCCAGCAGUUCUUUUUGACGCUGAUGAUUCGGAUUCAGACUAUGACAAUGAUGAAGAAUUGGACUCUGCAGAGACGUUGGCAGAUACAAAGAAGAUGUUGACCGACUCACAGAAAUUUGCUUAUGUUGGAUUAGCAAAGUUGAUUACCGUGAAUAUGGCAACCCAACUAGCCAAAGUGCAAUUUGGUACAGAUGGGAAAGUUGCUAAGCAGUUGAGUUUGGGCCAGAAAAAUUUUUCGAAUUGGACUCUUUAUGUCUUGUCAAAGUUAUACGAGCAUCUUAGCGUUGCAGGAGAAGAAAAAACGAUGAUUGAGAACUUAAGCAAGCAUGGUGUUGAGAUUACUGAUUUAACCAGUAGCUUGAGAGAAGUUGAGUUGAAACAUGUAAAGAAAAAGACUCCGUUUGCUAACAGCCGGGACUUUGAUCUCCGAUGGGUUAUCAUCUGUGACAUGCUAUUGCUCUUACUAAGCGAUGGUUAUUAUGAUGCGCGUUCAAGGACAUUACUCAUAAACUUUGCUCAAGCUAUAGAGAUUCCAAAUUUGGAAGUGCUUCAAUUUGAAAGGAGAAUGAUGGAAUGUUUGGAUAUGGAAACAAAAGAAAAGUCAAUCGAGAACAAAGACGAGUCAUUAAAUGAUCAGUCGUUUGUUCAGCAGCAGAUUAGGAAAAACAAAAACAAGCGACUUGUUAUGAUUGGUCUUGCUACAUUAGGCGGUGGCCUUGCAAUUGGGCUAUCUGCUGGUCUUUUAGCUCCUGUUAUUGGAGCCGGUAUCGCUGCUGGGCUAACAACGGUUGGUAUUACUGGUACUAGUGGUUUUUUAGCCGGUGUGGGAGGAAGCGCGCUAAUUACCACUGGUGGGAUUGCUAUUGGAGCAAAAGUAGGUAAUAAAGCAGGUGCGAGAAGAACAGGUGAUGUUCAAACGUUUGAGUUUAAACCAUUGCAUAACAACAAGAGGACCAAUUUGAUUGUUACUGUGAGUGGAUGGAUGAAUGGUGAGAUGGAUGAUGUUCGACUCCCAUUUUCAACGGUGGACCCUGUGAUGGGGGAUAUGUUUUCCCUAUUGUGGGAACCGGAGAUGUUACAAUCUAUGGGCCAAACAAUUGGAAUAUUGGCAAGCGAAGCAUUGAGUACUUCAAUUCAGCAAAUUCUUGGUGCCACUAUCUUGAGUGCAUUGAUGUCUGCUAUUCAGUUGCCAAUGGCGCUUUCUAAACUUUCAUAUUUGUUAGAUAACCCAUGGAACGUGUCGUUGGAUAGAGCAUGGAAGGCAGGUAAAAUUUUAGCUGAAACCAUUCUUUCAGGAAACUUGGGCGUUAGACCAAUAACACUUGUUGGAUUUUCAUUAGGCGCACGGUUGAUUUACUCCUGCUUGAUUGAAGUUGCCAAACGAGGUGGCUAUGGUUUGAUUGAAAAUGUCAUUCUCUUAGGCUCACCAAUAUCGAUUAAUAUUGACCAAUUAGCGCUAGCUCGUUCAGUAGUCAGUGGAAGAUUUAUCAAUGGUUAUUCCAAAAAGGAUUGGAUCUUAGGUUAUCUUUUUAGAGCUACUGGGGGUGGAAUUCUGACCGUUGCGGGAUUAUCGGCUUUGAAAAACGUUGAAGGCGUUGAAAAUUUCGAUUGUACCGAGUAUGUCGAGGGUCACAUGUCCUAUAGAAAAGCAAUCCCUAAAAUUUUGAAAAAUCUUGACUGGGAGGUGUUGAGCGAGGAGUUUGCUGAGAUUGAGGAGCCAGACCCCGAGGAAGGAGAGCGUCAACGACAGUUGAUUAAUGAAUUUGAUGAAGCAAGAGAAAAGAUUGAAAAAGAAGAGAAAGAAGGAGGCGGCGAGAGUACACAAAAGGGUUGGAAACUGUGGUUUAAACCGAAGAAGAAGGACUGGUGGGACAUUUACGGUGGUGGAAAUACUAGUGCAAAUGGUCAAUCAAAGGUUAAUGUUGAUGACAAGGGUGAUACAAUUGAGGAGUACGAUGAAAAUGCAUCUCCCGAAUUUGACCUUGGUGCUCUUGCCAAAGAGGUGAAUGAGAUAGAACACCAAGCUGGGGAAAAGCAAACAAAGAGUAGCUCAUAG
Molecule: messenger RNA, 2820 nt
Organism: Lodderomyces elongisporus
Lineage: Eukaryota; Fungi; Ascomycota; Pichiomycetes; Serinales; Debaryomycetaceae
Exons: 1
Coding region: 1-2820 (939 amino acids)
Source: RefSeq, a predicted model, not a curated record